AUGGGGGAAGGGAUGUCCAAGAGACUUCGGCUGCAGCUCGGCGGGGAGGCGGAGAUGGAGGAGCGAGUGUUCAGCAACCCCUUCCCGGACUACAGAGCCACGGGGGCCGACAUGGGGGAGGGCGACGGGGACAUAGACAUGCCCUUCGACAAAGAUGCCAAGAUUACAGGAAGAUUUGCAAGACGCAUCCAGUCAAAAAUCAGUGACUUGCUUCAGCAAAUGGAAGAAGGACUAAAGACAGCAGACCCACAUGAUGUUUCUGCUUACACAGGAUACACGGGCAUAGCCCUGUUGUACCUACAGUUGUACCGUGUCACUCCAGAAGAUCCAACCUAUUUGCAACGUUCUCUUGAUUAUGUGAAAAGAGUCUUGAGGAACUUGAAUGGAAGAAGAGUCACUUUUCUUUGUGGGGAUGCCGGGCCUCUUGCUGUUGGAGCUGUAGUCCACCACAAGCUGGAGAACCAUGCAGAAUCCAAGGACUGCAUUGCAAGAUUGCUGCAAUUACACCGAGGAGUGGUGAGCACAGACUCUGAACUUCCAGAUGAGUUGUUGUAUGGUAGAGCCGGCUACCUGUAUGCAUUGAUUUACGUGAACUCCGAGAUUGGACCAGAUACUGUACCUCAGGCUACUAUUAAAGAGCUUGUAGAUGCCAUCUUAGAGUCUGGGAAAACCUUAUCGAAAGAAGAGCAUAAGACUGAGCGCUGUCCACUGUUGUAUCAAUGGCACAAGAAGCAGUAUGUAGGGGCAGCACAUGGAUUGGCUGGUAUCUACUAUAUGCUUAUGCAGCCCCUGGCAAAAGUAGAACAAGAAACAUUAACAGAACUUGUGAAGCCAUGCAUCGAUUAUGUCCGUCACAAGAAGUUUAGGUCGGGUAAUUAUCCUUCAUCUUUAAGCAAUGAGACAGAUCGGCUGGUGCACUGGUGUCAUGGAGCUCCCGGAGUUAUUCACAUGCUCAUUCAGGCCCAUAAGCUUUUUAAAGACGAGAAGUACUUGAAAGAUGCCAUGGAAAGCAGUGAUGUCAUCUGGCAGAGAGGAUUAUUACGGAAAGGAUAUGGCAUCUGUCAUGGAACCUCAGGGAAUGGCUAUGCAUUCCUGUCUCUGUAUCACCACACUCAGGACAGGAAAUAUCUCUACAGAGCCUGCAAGUUUGCAGAGUGGUGUUUAGAUUAUGGUAAACAUGGAUGCCGAAUCCCGGACAGACCAUACUCUCUCUUUGAAGGAAUGGCUGGAGCUAUUCAUUUCCUUUCAGACGUGUUGACACCAGAGACUUCACGCUUCCCUGCAUUUGAACUUUGA
Molecule: messenger RNA, 1296 nt
Organism: Staurois parvus
Lineage: Eukaryota; Metazoa; Chordata; Amphibia; Anura; Ranidae
Source: the annotation of a GenBank genome assembly